Molecule: messenger RNA, 4555 nt
Organism: Cheilinus undulatus (humphead wrasse)
Lineage: Eukaryota; Metazoa; Chordata; Actinopteri; Labriformes; Labridae
Gene: kcnn1a
Product: potassium intermediate/small conductance calcium-activated channel, subfamily N, member 1a
Exons: 10
Coding region: 1-2994 (997 amino acids)
Biological process (GO): potassium ion transmembrane transport
Cellular component (GO): neuron projection; neuronal cell body; plasma membrane
Molecular function (GO): small conductance calcium-activated potassium channel activity; calmodulin binding
Source: RefSeq, a predicted model, not a curated record
AUGCGGCAUCGGUACUCGGGAGCUGUCCAUCAGCACCAAACCCCCGACCAAAAGCAAGCCAGCAGCGCGCAGAGCCGAGACCCAGCCGCUCCUGUUUUCAGCCUGCCGCCCCCGCCCUCUUCUCACCACCGAGACCGCGCUCCGACCACCGCCGCUCAGCGCCAGAGCCUCCAGGAGCUCCCGUGUCUAAGCCAGCCCUCCCGGAGACCUGUUCGCAGCGGAGACCCUCUACCUCUGACGAGCUACGACACCGCCCAGCGACCUUCACACCGAGCCGGUGAACCCAGCACCGGGCAGCCGGCACACCUGCAGCAGGAUCCCUGGGCCCCGGCCGGCUCUCAGCAGAAGCAGCCGCCGGCGUCGCAGUCUGAGAAGCAGCCUGUUUUUCCAAGCUGCCACUGCAGUUUUUCCGAGCAGGAGGCGAGCCUUUCUAAAAACCAGCCCCAUCCUGUCGAUCCUCUCCCACCGCAGCCCUCCCCACCUUUUCCGCCUCCUAUACCUCCGCCACCAUCGUCCUCCUCCUCUCUGCUGUGUUCCCGGGAAUCUAAACGGGGAGAUCGGCUGAGAAAGAGUGCCGAUAAUUACCAACAGGCGAGCAUCGUGGACCGCUGCAGGGGAGGAGGAGGAGCAGGAGGGCACCGAGACCACAGGCAGUUGUUGCAGCAACAGCAGCAGCAGCAACAGCACAGUCAUUUAAGACUCCAACAGAGGGACCCCUCCCCUGAAGGAAUCCGUGCAAACUCACAGAAAGGGCGCUCUUUAAAUGUAUGUGAGUCAACCGAGGCUAACAGGAGAGCAUUCGAGUGUCAGACUCAGGACCUGCAGCAGCAACAGAUCCCACAAUUACGAGCGCAGCAACAGCUGCUGGUGGGGAGCAGCUUGCCGAUCAACUACUGCGCCAGCGGCUCAGGAGAGCUAUGUAGGACUCACCAGGCUCCUCUGCUGCAACAGCAAGAGCAGCAGCGGCAGCAGCAGCACGGCGCACUGGGGCUCUGUCCCCAGCGUCCGCAGCACUGUGAGCAGGACCGACACAAGUCUGCGAGGAGCUCCGGGCAAACAGGAGAGCACAACCGCGACUCCCGCGUCUCCCCUCCGGUAACACAACAGGCGUACGCGGGGAACUCGUCUGCGACUGUCAGCAACAGCAGCAAAGACAGCCCCAACUACGGCUCGAGCUAUCACCUGUGGCCAGAGAGCCCGCAUAAAGGCGAGGAGAGGAUCCGCAUCGACCCCCACAAGGCCACUACUGAGCAGAAGAAGCUGAGCCAUGCUGGAUCCAAGCCCUCCCUCUCCGAGAGCAGUGGCCGACUCCCUCAGAUAGCCAUGAACACCUCCAAGUUCAAUGGCGGAGUGGUGAGACCACUAGUGGGCAGCCUGGCGUCCUCGUCACGCCGCAACCUUGCAGAGCUCGACUCGGAGACACAGCCCUUGCAAACGCUGCACAGCUCUGGUCUGGAGGUGGUGGUGUCCAAGGGAAACGGCGGCGAAGACCCAAGUAAGGCGUCCAACGAGAGCUUAGUCAGGGAAGGGAGCGGGCGUGGCGGGGGCAGGGCACCGCAGAAGAAGAACAGGGACAUCGGCUACAAGCUCGGCCACAGGCGGGCGCUGUUUGAGAAGCGGAAGCGGCUCAGUGACUACGCACUCAUCUUUGGGAUGUUUGGGAUAGUUGUCAUGGUGACAGAGACGGAACUGUCAUGGGGGGUUUACACUAAGGAAUCUUCAUACUCAUUUGCACUGAAAUGCCUUAUCAGCCUUUCCACUGUUAUAUUGCUUGGUCUUAUAAUAAUGUACCAUGCCCGGGAAAUCCAGCUGUUCAUGGUGGACAAUGGUGCGGACGAUUGGAGGAUAGCCAUGACGUAUGAGCGUAUCUUCUUCAUCGUGCUGGAACUGCUGGUGUGUGCCAUCCAUCCCAUCCCGGGCCAGUAUGUCUUCACAUGGACGGCACGGCUGGCCUUUACCUACACGCCGUCGGUGGCAGACGCGGACGUGGACAUCAUCCUCUCCAUCCCCAUGUUCCUGAGACUCUACCUGAUAGGCAGGGUCAUGUUACUUCACAGCAAGCUGUUCACGGACGCUUCGUCUCGCAGCAUUGGCGCCCUAAACAAGAUCAACUUCAACACACGCUUUGUCAUGAAGACUCUCAUGACCAUCUGUCCAGGGACUGUUCUACUGGUGUUCAGUAUAUCCUCCUGGAUCAUUGCUGCAUGGACUGUGCGCGUCUGUGAGAGGUAUCAUGACAAACAGGGAGUGACCAGUAACUUCCUGGGAGCCAUGUGGCUCAUCUCGAUCACCUUCCUCUCCAUCGGCUACGGGGACAUGGUACCAAACACGUACUGCGGGAAGGGCGUAUGCCUGCUUACAGGGAUUAUGGGAGCUGGUUGCACUGCACUUGUAGUUGCAGUGGUAGCCAGGAAGCUGGAGCUGACCAAGGCUGAGAAGCACGUGCACAACUUCAUGAUGGACACACAACUCUGCAAACGAGUUAAGAAUACAGCUGCCAAUGUACUCAGGGAAACAUGGCUCAUCUACAAACACACAAAGUUGGUCAAGAAGAUAGAUCACGCCAAGGUGCGGAAACACCAGCGCAAGUUUCUCCAAGCCAUUCACCAAGCUCAGAAACUGCGCAGUGUGAAGAUGGAGCAGAGGAAGCUUAAUGAUCAGGCCAACACCUUGGUGGACCUGGCAAAGACCCAGAAUGUGAUGUACGACCUGGUGUCGGAGCUGCAGGAGCGCAGUGAGGAGCUGGACAAGCGCAUCGGCACAUUGGAGGACAAGCUGGACUCGGUGACAGGCAGCCUGCAGGCGCUGCCCUGCCUCAUCUCCCAAGCCAUAACCCAGCAGCAGCAGGACUUCCUGGACGGCUUUGUUCAUCGAUUUCGGCCCGCCUCGCUAGCCUCAGAGCGCUCUGAACGCUCGGAGAGAUCCUGGACUUCCACCGCGCGUAGGCGGCGCUCUCCCUCCACAGCUCCACACACCUCCUCUGAUAGUGGAUAACCUUGACUAAGCAUUGCAAUCACCUUAUCACCUUCGAUGACUCCCCUACCCCUAAACCAACGCCUCACCUCAUCCAAAGCUGUCCCUGUAACUGCUGGCUGAGUCCAUGUCUGGACUUCUAAUGAGCCCAUAUCUUGACUCCUGACCUGAUCUAUGACCUUAUUCUGUCUCUCACACCCACCCCCUCUCCACCCGACAUCAAAUCCAAAAACCAAUUCCUCUGUGACUGAGCGACUCAGCACAGGACUGGAUCAGAGCUACUCCAAAAGAACAAAGAAAAGCAAACAGACUUACAAGAAAAAACACAAAUGCAUCCUAAAAAAGAAAAAGGGGGAAAAAGUGGAAGUGACUGAAAAACCGAGAUAAAGUAGAGAUAUGGUUUAUGUUUUAGCCAUUGUAUGGCUGUUCAAGUUAGCUUUUUUGUAAAAGCCCUUGUAUAGUUAAAAAAAAAAAAAAGACUGAGUUCAGGGUCGCUGGGGUGAGAGCUGGCUAUCACACCGGAGAGUCCUUAAACACGAGGGGGGAAGUUGGUCUGUGGAGCUGAGGGCCUCUCGGCUCACCUGCCAGUCCUCUGAGGCCAUGGAGGACAUCUGUCCACACAUCUGUCCGUCUGGCUGUUUGUACGGGGUGAUCGAGACGGACUAUUGAAUUUCCCUUCAAAAGACUAGUGUCAUGGAUUAUUUCCCAUAGGUUUGGGUAAAAGCUUUAGAAGAAGCUAAGACAGCUCUGACUUGAGGUCAGUGAAUGAAAUUGAGCUUAAUGUGGAGGGAAAACUGUCACAUGAAAGGCAAGCUAAGGGAAUGCAUACGGCAUAACUACUGGGUAGGAAAAAUUUACACAGUUGCCAACUUCAAGGUUUCAGCUUCCUUGUUCUUACCAAGGGAAAAUGAGAGCGACUAUCUUUUUUAGUUACAUAUUGACAUGUGAUUUUUCAGUGCCUGAAUGUAUAAAUAGUAGAGGGUUAUUUAAUUACUAAUUUCAGAGCUUUUUUACGAUGUUAACAGUCUGAAUACAGCAUUGCAUUCCUUUUUCAGAUACAUUCCUCUCCAAAAAUCGAAAGAAAAUGUCUUAAUGUAAUGCAUAACAUUGCCUCCAUUACACAGCAACUCUGUUUUUGGAAUUCUUUUUUUUCUAUUUCUACUAACACUUUGUGAAAUGAAAAACUUCAGAGAGAGAGAAAAAGAAAGAAAAUGUGUGUUUUUCAGAGAAUGAGUUCACUUUUAGCUCUAACACAAAACAAUGAAAUAUGUAGAAGUCUACCUUUAUCAUCACCACUAUUUCAACGUUUGAACAACUGCACAGGAACACUUCACUGGUCAGAGAAACUAGCCCCGCUCCUUUGCAUGGUUCUUUGCAGAAAUGACAAAUUAUCACAAUCCUCCUCGAAUGGCUUGAUGAUUUGAUAUGAUUUUGUUGAUUUUGAUUUGACCAUGUUUACUUUUGUUUGUUUGCUGCCUUUCUUUGAUUUUUUUUAAUCAAAACUCCUUUUUUUACUAGGAUACUUAGGGUUUGUAGUAUCUAGAGAGUUGCAGUAAUGUGAUUCUGUAAUGCAUUCCCUGUU